AAGGGCUUUAGCCGGCCCAGCCACCACUGAAGGAAAAACAAAGGAAAAAAAAAAAAAAGAAAAAAAAAAAAUACACUGCACUGCAAGUCUGCAACGCGCACACACACAAACAUAAAACUCUCGUACGAACAUGGCGAUUGUCGACGACGAAAAGACACUGCAAGAGGAGCUCAGUAUCUCAAUCUUACUCGCCGACCGAGUCGUCAAGCUGGUCCAAGAUUCCGAAUCUUCCAAGCAGGAAUGCAUUGACCUCGCCGAGAGGGUAGAGAAUCUCUCCCAGAUGCUCCGCUCGGCCGCACGAGUCGCCGCCACGACUCAGUCCCUCUACGAACGACCUGUCCGCCGAAUCGUUGCCGACGUCGCCAAAAAUCUCGAUCGUGCCCUCACUUUGGUCCGUAAGCGAAAGCACAACGGUGUUCUCCGUCAGGUUUUCGCCAUCACAACCACCGCCGAUUUCCGAAAAGUCGCGAACCUUCUCGAAUCCUCGAUCGGCGACUUGAGGUGGCUUCUCUCCAUCUUCGAUUCAGAUGGUGCUAACCUCUCUCUGCCUCCGAUCGCUAGCAACGACCCGAUUCUUUCAUGGGUUUGGUCGUACAUAGCGACUAUCCAAAUGGGUCAGCUCAAAGAGCGUGUCGACGCAGCUAACGAGCUCGCUUCGCUUGCGAGAGACAACGAGCGGAACAAGAAGAUAAUUGUGGACGAAGGUGGGGUUUCGCCUUUGUUGAAGCUGCUCAAGGAGGGUUCUUCUCCCGAUGCUCAAAUUGCGGCUGCCACUGCGCUUUUCAAUAUCGCCACGGAUGAAGAGAGGGUCGUCUAUAUCAUCGAUGCGCAGGGGAUUCCGAUGAUCGUUAAGGUUCUUGGGGAUUCACCGAUGAAGGUUCAGGUUUCGGUGGUGAAGUUGGUAUCGAGGAUGGCAGAACUUGACCCAGUUGCAAAGGAGGAAUUUGCUAGAGAGAAUGUAACUAGGCCUUUAGUUUCUUUGAUGUCUAUGGAUACGGUUCUUGAUGAUCCGAAAAUCCAAUCGGGUAAGACUAGUAUUCAUUCAAUUGUUCAGAUUAAAAAAGAGUUAUCUGUAAAACCAACUAAUAAUCAUAAUACCCAUUUGAGUUUGUCAACUAGUUCUUCGUUUUCUUCGCAUGGUGGUGGUCACCAUUAUAGGAAGGAGAGGGAGGUUGAAUUACCUGACGUGAAGCUUAAGCUUAAGGUUGUUUGUGCUGAGGCUCUGUGGAAACUCUCUAAAGAUAGUUUGUCUAAUAGUAGAAAAAUUACUGAGACAAAAGGAAUGAUUUGUUUGGCUAAGAUUAUUGAGAAGGAAGAAGGGGAAUUGCAGCUUAAUUGUUUAAUGACUGUUAUGGAGAUAGCUGCUGUAGCCGAAUCCAAUCCCGACCUUAGACGAGCAGCGUUUAAGACUACUGCUCCGGCUGCAAAGGCGGUUAUGGAUCAGCUUCUGAGGGUUGUUAAAGAGGAAACUAAUCCGGCAUUGCAAAUUCCUGCCAUUAAAGCAAUUGGGUGCUUGGCUCGAACUUUUCCUGCCAGGGAAACACGGAUCAUCGGUCCUUUGGUUUCGCACUUGAGUGAUAAGAAUGCGGAUGUUGCAACAGAGGCUGCUAUUGCAUUGGAGAAGUUUGUGUGCAUGGAAAAUUUUAAUUGUGUGGAGCAUUCGAAGGCGAUUAUAGAAUAUGGGGGUGUUCCUCCUAUGAUGAGUUUACUGCGAGCUGAUGGCCCAGCCCAAAUGCAUAGCCUAGUACUGCUUUGUUACCUUGCAUUGCAUGUAGGGAACAGCAAGGCUCUUGAACAAGCUCGUGCUUUGAAUGCCCUGGAGGCGGCUCGUUCUUUCGUAGCUCAACAUCCUGAUUUGAGGGACUUGUAUGCCAAAGCCAAUCACCAUCUUACUCUUUAUCAGGCUGGAGCUCAUCCCCACAGACCAUGAUUGCAAUGGUUUUGGCUAGGUGAGUGAAUCUUGACCUCUAUAACACACAAAGCACAGAAUUUGGACAAAUGUGAAUUGAAGAAAUUCAAUAUUUAAACGAUGUAAGAGAUGGUUUUGAUGAAUUGGCAAAAUGUAAGAGAUAAUAGAUGACAGGAUUGAUAAAUCAUCCAAGAUGAUUACCAUGUACUUUGCAUCUACCAGUCUUCUAAAUCCAGAAAAGUGGAUACUUGAGUGUAUCUUUAAUGGGUUGUACAUAACUUUCGGAGAAUUUUUUUGUUGUAAUAAUAGAUUUUAAUUUGUUCGUUGUAUUAGCUUUA
This is a messenger RNA of Ziziphus jujuba (common jujube), 2247 nucleotides long. RefSeq lists its product as uncharacterized. The coding region runs from base 131 to 1930 and encodes 599 amino acids. The transcript has a single exon. NCBI's taxonomy places the organism in Eukaryota, Viridiplantae, Streptophyta, Magnoliopsida, Rosales, Rhamnaceae. Gene Ontology annotation, biological process: cell surface receptor signaling pathway. The record is from RefSeq and is a predicted model, not a curated record. Gene Ontology annotation, molecular function: protein binding.